AUGGUUUUUACAAUCAAUUAUCUCUCCAUUGCAAACGACAGCGGGUCCACCCCUGAGGGGAUGGCGCUCAUCGCCGACACCCAUGGAAAUACGUGGUUCUAUAUGAUGUUUGCUGCUGAUGUUCUUGUCGGUGUUUUCUGCCUUCAGUUAUUAUACACCUUCAAAGUUCUUGUCACUCUCGCGAGCAUCGAAACCCCUCCAGCAAUCUCCCUCCCGCUCAACACCGACAAUCGCAAGGCUUCAGACGUGCUAGGUAUCAAUGAGAGACAACAAUAUGUCACCAGCAGCAUGCGUGGGACCAUUAAGCACCUGCGUACACAGGCGGGAUUCUUCAGUGCGUGGAGGGGCUACUGUGCAAGUUUCGUAUAUUACUUUGCGACGGGUUCGGUUGCAAAUAUCCUUCAUAGUUUUCUGGGGACGUCCCUGCCGGCGAGUCUAGUUAUCGGCGUAUUGAGUAUAUUGUUUUUUGCUAGGUUUUCGUUGGCUGUGACACAUAUUAUUAUCUCCCGCCCCCAGCCUACAUGGUGGUUUAAGCGUGUCCUUGCCACACCAUGGUCCAGUGCACGCCAAACGCUGCCCGCAAUGGCUCACUUUGCUCUCGCCCAGUGGGCAUCGUAUAAAUUGCUUGCUAUUGCGUCAAGCGGCGAGUCUAGUCUCCCGAUUAGAGUGUCGAUGUUUCUGCUGAGCUUUGUUGUGAACCUAUUUGUUGUGCUGCCGUUGUGGGUUGUAUUGGUAAGAGUGCAGGCAUCGCUGCUUCCUGAUACCGAAGAGGCGAUUGUUAGCUUUGAUAGGACGUUUGGAAAAGAGGUGACUGGUGCGUUGAGCUUCAAGGAGGCGGCCAGAAGUUUCAAGUGUAAGGGAUGGCAGAGAAUAAUGAUGUUGGUGGGGAAAAUGGUGGUAAUUAUCGCUAGUAUUGCGGCAGUGAUGGCGUUGGCUCGCUUUGCUUUUCUAAGUUUUUUUAUUAGGGAUGCAGCUCUUCAGUAG
This is a messenger RNA of Morchella importuna, 984 nucleotides long. RefSeq lists its product as uncharacterized. Bases 1 to 984 code for a protein of 327 amino acids. The record is from RefSeq and is a predicted model, not a curated record. Lineage: Eukaryota; Fungi; Ascomycota; Pezizomycetes; Pezizales; Morchellaceae. The transcript has 3 exons.